AUGUCCUUCGCCGCCUUUCCCAGAAGGACAGGAAUGAUGACUGACCAGUUCCACGCCGUUUCUGUCUCUGCUGCGGCAACAACAACAACAGCAGCAGCAACAAGAGUAGCCGGGUCGGCGGAUGAGCGUCCUGCUCCGAAUAUCGCUGAAGCACCUGAAAACGGCGGCGGCUCACGCAAUGGGUGGGCACAGCAGCAACAGCAACAGCGGACUCCAGCAGACCGAGAGAUGCUCCCCGCACUUUCUUCUUGCGUGAAUCCAACAAAUACCAAUGCGAGGGCAGAGUGGCACAAUGACCUGCCCCCUCGUGAAGACUUCUGCACCGACCCGAUUCGCAAGAUGCGGCGCGAUGGACACUUUCCGUGGAAAUUGACCGUAAAUUGUUUCAUGCUUCUCUUCUUCCUGCUGCUUACCACACUGUACGAAACUCCAGAGGCCAAAGGGGGCGAGCAGCAACGCAAGGCAGUGCUUCACCACUUCCUGGGUAAGGAUUAUCUCGGGAAGGACAAGGGAGACAUUAUAUUGCGGCCAACCGUAUUCAUGCACAGCCGCAAAGAUGUGUUAAAAGGCAUUCGUGACUUUGUGGCAAUGUAUUACGCUCUAUCCGACACCUCCGUGAGCGAAUUGAAGUACUUCUACUAUUCCCACAGUGGUGACGGGCCUGGGGUCCUGCGUCGUGUUGUGGGCGACGAGAUCUCACAGGAACGUGUCAACAACCUUCACACAUUUUUGAAUGAGGACAUGAGUAAUAGCGGGUCUGAAAAUUCUGGGCUCAACCUCGACUGGGUUGAACCGGUACAGAUGGAAGUGGACGCGUACCUUUACUCCCAGAUAGAGCACCGUGGGCCCUCGCCUAAGCGUCACAUGUCUUUCAUGCUGACGGAGAAGGAUCCACUGGGUCCCUUUGCUAACGAUGAGAGAAACGAGCACAAUGAUGAUGAUCUCUGCAAUAAUGCUGAUACGAAUACCCGUGUUAGGUGCUUGUCCAGAAGGGGUAAGAGGAGUGGGGAUGGUGUUACUUAUCAAUACGUGAAGGGGGCGUGUACCCCGCGGUAUGAUGAUAUCACCGGGCACUACUACAAUCCCUGCCGUACCUCUAGCAAAGAUUUUGAUGAUAAUGAUACGGAAGAGGGAGCAAUCUUUCCUCUGAUGGAUAAUGUGCAGUUUAUCCGACUGCGCGCCUUCGUGCGACACUUGACGGAUGCGAUGGCGAAUAGCCACGAGACGAGCAGUGGCUUCUCCACUCUCAUCUACCACUGGACUAUUGAGAAAAGAUUCAAGUUUCACCCAGGUGGUCUUGUGGAGAUGUCGCUUGACGUAAGUGUUACUACGAGACGCCUCGAUCCAUACUUUCAUCCACGCUUUUUCCUUGCGGGGGCACUAAUGCUGCUUGCCUUGCUCGAUAUGGUGCUUCGUUAUCGUGCACUAGUGCGCAUUGCGGCGUACCGUUUGCAAAUCUCAGAGGCGCAGAGUCCGACACAGGAAGAAGAGCCACUGUGCACUCUCGGAGUGACGAAUCAUGGUGAAGUGAAUGGCAACAGUGGAAGCAGUGGCUCUCUUGGCUCCCCUCAAGUCUCAUCCAAUUCCACAAACUCCCGGGACACAUUAACAUGGCAGUCGACAGGGCUUCUGCAGCGGAUGAGGCGCUCUCGCCCCCCAAAAAAACAGGCAUCACAGGUGCGAUACGCUGCCACAUUCAUGACUGAGACAACGUACACAGACUUCUACGACACGUGGCGGCAGCAGCUGCAGCAGUCACGGGGCGAAGGAUGGCACUAUAUUGCUCUGGCUGGUGACGUCUUGACGGUGGCGUAUGCGUCGAUGUCGUUUGUGCCGCUGCGGGAGUUGUCGCUGACGGAGGCGUAUGAAGUCUCGGAGAACAUUCUCCUGGGCCUAGCUGGCCUGGUUCUCUCUGUGAAUCUGCUUUCGUACUUGCGCUACUUCCCGCAGGUAUAUUUCAUGGUCCGGGCGACGCGUCAUGUGGUUCCCAAGUUGCUGCAGUUCGUGAUGAGCAUGCUGCCCAUAUUCUUUGGCUUCGCAUUUUUCUACCACAUUGUGUUUGGACCUCACUCCAACGGUGAGUUUACAGACAUGGGCUUCACCUUUGUGGCGCUCUACUUCAUGAUGUUCGGCGAUGCCAUCCUCCCAGCUAUUGAGAACGCAGAGAACUCUGCGUUUGUCAUCGUGACCAUUCUCGCCAACUUCAUGACUAUGCUGUUUAUCCUUCUCUUUAUGAUGACGAUGCUAAACGUUGCCAUGUCCAUCACGCAGAACGAGUGGGGAAUUCUGCGCCGCCGCUUCGGUGCCUGCCUGAGCGUCGGCAAUGUGCUCUUCGCCGUGCGCACGCGCGAACAGGUAAAGACGGAGGCAUUAGAGACAAUCAUCGCGAACCUUGAAUUGCUGCUUCAUAUACGGCACGAAGAGCAGUUGAACGCGACGGCGGCGCCAGUGGAGGGGGUCGCCAACAACGACGCAGGUAACGCUGGCGGCAGGGACAGAGGCGGUGGCGAUAAUGUGUCGGAGCGGCGACAUCAAAACGUGGCUGAACUCUACAUGCGCCGCCUGGAUGAGCUUACAGAAGGUGUGUUGGACGAGGAGGGAUGA
Trypanosoma grayi is the source of this 2604-nucleotide messenger RNA. RefSeq lists its product as hypothetical. Gene Ontology annotation, cellular component: membrane. The coding region runs from base 1 to 2604 and encodes 867 amino acids. Gene Ontology annotation, molecular function: NAADP-sensitive calcium-release channel activity. The transcript has a single exon. The record is from RefSeq and is a predicted model, not a curated record. Lineage: Eukaryota; Euglenozoa; Kinetoplastea; Trypanosomatida; Trypanosomatidae.